AUGGCUGCCACCACCACCUCACAUCUGUUGCUCACCACCAAGGACACCCAUUCUGAGAACAGCAGCUUCUACUAUGACUAUGACUACUUGGAUGAACUGACCUUCAUGCUCUGUAGGAAGGACGCAAUGCUGUCCUUUGGCAAAAUCUUCCAGCCUGUCUUCUAUAGCCUGAUCUUUGUUUUUGGUCUGGGUGGGAACCUCCUCCUUCUUGUGAUCUUGCUCUAUUAUGUGCCUCGCCGGAGGAUGGCUGAGGUCUACCUGGUGAACCUGGCCAUUUCCAACCUCUUAUUUGUGGUGACACUGCCCUUCUGGGGCAUCUCUGUGGCCUGGCAUUGGGUCUUUGGAAAUUUCUUGUGCAAGAUGGUAAGCACCCUCUAUACCAUUAACUUCUACAGUGGCAUCUUCUUCAUUAGCUGCAUGAACCUGGACAAAUACCUGGAGAUUGUCCAUGCACAGCCCUACCACAGACUGAGGACACAGGCCAAGAGUCUGAUCCUGUCUGCCGUGGUAUGGGGCGUGGCCCUGGCCAUGUCCAUUCCGGACAUGGUCUUUGUAAGGACACAUGAAAACCCCAAGGGUGUAUGGAACUGCUACCCAGACUUCGGCGGGCAUGGAACCAUCUGGAAGCUCUUUCUCUGCAUCCAACAGAACAUCAUGGGGUUUCUCCUUCCGCUCUUUGCCAUGAUCUUCUUCUACUCCCGAAUUGGCUGUGUCCUGGUGAAGCUGAGGCCCCCAGGCCAGGGCCGGGCUCUCAGGAUGGCUGCAGCCCUUGUGGUGGCCUUCUUCGUACUAUGGUUCCCCUACAACCUUACCUUGUUUCUGCACUCACUGCAGGACCUGCAAUUCUUUGGGGACUGUGAGGUCAGCCACCACCUAGACUAUGCCCUGCAGGUGACAGAAAGCAUCGCCUUCCUUCACUGCUGCUUCACCCCCAUCCUCUAUGCCUUCUCCAGCCGCCGCUUCCGCCAGUACCUGAAAACUUUCCUGGCCACUGUGGUUGGAUGGCGCCUGGCAUCUGGUACUACACAGAACUCACUGCAUAGCUGUUCUGAGAGCAGCAGGCUAACUGCCCAAGAAGAAAUGACUGGCAUGAAUGAGCUUGGGAAGAGGCAGGCUGAGGGCUCCUCCAACAAGGGGGAUGUAGAAAAAUUAAGCUGGAAUGGCCCAACCACAGUCUGA
Molecule: messenger RNA, 1179 nt
Organism: Chrysochloris asiatica (Cape golden mole)
Lineage: Eukaryota; Metazoa; Chordata; Mammalia; Afrosoricida; Chrysochloridae
Gene: ACKR2
Product: atypical chemokine receptor 2
Exons: 1
Coding region: 1-1179 (392 amino acids)
Biological process (GO): immune response; chemotaxis; G protein-coupled receptor signaling pathway
Cellular component (GO): membrane
Molecular function (GO): chemokine receptor activity
Source: RefSeq, a predicted model, not a curated record